AUGUCGUUAAAUUCUAUUUUAUGUGGUUUCAAACAAAUACUUCCUACCAUAAUACCACCAGCAUAUGAACAAUUAAUUACUGGACAAGAUUUAACUAUUCGAUUUCUUUCUGCUGAAAAUUUACCAAAAAUGGAUCUCGUUGGUACAAGUGAUACAUAUUUUAUUGCAAAACUUGAUGAAGAAAUUUCAUAUACGCAAGUGUACAAAAAUUUUUAUAUUCUAAUUUAUUGUUCUAUUUUUAAUAGAUCAAUGGUUGUAAGUAAUACAUUAUCACCUGAAUGGAAUGAUGAAGAAUGGAUUGUUCGAAAUGUUCCAUUAAAUGCUAAACUUACUAUAAAUAUUUAUGAUAAAGAUGAUGAUUCACUUAGUGAUGAUCAUAUUGGUCAAGUUGAAAUUACUGAUUUACCAAAUUAUCAAGCACCAUCUGAAGGUCAUGAAAUUUUAGGUUUAUUAGAUAGAAAUAGAGGUCAAUUUCAUUUAACUAUUCAAUCAAUAGAAUCAUCUGAAUCCAGUAAAAAACUUCCACGUUAUACAUUCGAUGGUCCUUGUACUUAUAGUCGACAUAAUUCACCAACGGUUGGUUAUUUAACUAUGCUUAAUCAAGAUGCUAUUUAUUCAACAUGGAAAAUUCGUUUAAGACGAAUAUCUGUAUUUUUUCCUUUAUAUGAACGUCAACAAUGGAAUCGAAAAUAUCGUAUAGCACAAACAUUAUUUAGUGGUACUCCAAGAUCAAUAGCUAAACAACAUGUAUUUAAAUUAGCACAUAAAAUACUUUAUGGACGAACAAUAAAAAAUAAUGAAAGUGGACGAUUAAAUAAUGUUGAUGAUUUAUGGAAAUUAAUUUUUUUUGAUGAUAAAACACAAAAAAUACGUACAUGUAUUUAUACAUAUAUUAUUGAUGAUAAUACAUGGAGAUUUAGUGAAACAGGUAUUGGAUUUUUUACGGAUUAUGCAAGUAAACAUGCAUUACAUGCUAAUUGUUCAGAAUAUGUUCGUUAUGCUGGUCAAUUUCAUCCACGUCCAAAAUAUGGAUGGAAUCGUUGUGAUGAUGAAUGGGAAUUAGUAUUUGAUAAUUGGUCAGGAACAUAUGCACCACAUGCAAAUUUAUUAAAAAAUUUAAAAGAAUUAUUAGAAUUUAAUUUUCCUGGUUUAAAUAUAAUUGUAUAUGAUUUUAAAAAUCCUUUAUUACAAGAAAGUAUGGAUAAUUUAAAAUUAUUUGAAGAACAAACUAAAAGAGAUUCUAUAUGUGUUAGUAAUUUAGUAUUUAAACCAACUUUUAAUUCAAUAAAAUAA
This is a messenger RNA of Rotaria sp. Silwood1, 1293 nucleotides long. NCBI's taxonomy places the organism in Eukaryota, Metazoa, Rotifera, Eurotatoria, Philodinida, Philodinidae. The record is from the annotation of a GenBank genome assembly.